Molecule: messenger RNA, 4353 nt
Organism: Rotaria sordida
Lineage: Eukaryota; Metazoa; Rotifera; Eurotatoria; Philodinida; Philodinidae
Source: the annotation of a GenBank genome assembly
AUGGAUGAAAAUCAUGGAAUGAUGAUUAUUAGCGGAAAGCAAUUAUCCGUUAAAACUUCAAAAGUACAAAUUCAAAAUAGAAUUAAAAAAAUAUCUUCUAAAUCAGCAAUUGAAUUAAGUGCUGCAAAAAAUAAUUUUCUUGAAAAUUUUGGCCAAAAAAUCCUAAAUACAAUUCGAGAACAACCAGAUAUUAAAAGCGCAGAUAUUGUAAACGGUAAAUUACAAUUAUCCGGAAAUAAUGCUGUAAUUGCAAACAUAAAAUCUUAUCUUAAAAAAACCCUUUAUGAAAAAAAUGUAUCAAUUACUUAUAACAUGAAACAACACCUGAAAGUAAAUUUUAACGGACGUAUGUGGAAAGAAUUUUCGAAAAAACAUCGUGUUGGAUAUUCUUUCCAAGAGUUACGUCCGCAUAAUAAAAAUGAACGUAGCAAUACUCCAAAUAGGGGCUUACUUGAUGCGCAACGUGUUUUUCAGACCAAUCGUCGUGGACAUGGAUGUGACUGGGGACCAAGUGGUGGCAAUCAUAAUGAGAUAUUUGGUCAUAAUCAAGGACAUGGAGGCUAUGCAAGAGGUAACUUUAACCAUGGUGGACGUGGAAGAGAAGGAUUCCAUACAGAUCACUCAAUGUCAAACAGUAUACCAAAUUUAAUGAAGUUAAACUUGAAUGAUCAAUAUGCAAAUACAAACGAAAACAAUAGUGAUGAUCCUGAAGAAGGCAACAGAAAAGAGCGAUACAAUGCUAAAACUACAGACGAUGAAGAUGCAACAAAUCAAGAUGGUGAUGACGAUGAUUAUGAUGAUAACAGAAGUCAAGCUUCAGAUUCUGAUGUAUCAUUGUCAUCAAAGUUUGCAAUCGAUAGUCUCAAUACGAAGAAUAUUAAUGAUCGUACCAAAAAUACUAUUGAAAUAGCAUUGUGUAGUGAUUCUGAUGUUUCUUUAUCUAACGCCAUAGCAGAAUUACAAAGCUAUUCUUUACACGUUGAAUCAUGGGCAUUAACAGAAGAGGAAGUAACAUUUAUUUUAGAACAGCAACAACGCGGAAAAACUGUGAAAAAGAAUACAUCAAUUAGAGAACGAUCCAUACAAAUUAAAUUGUACCUUCAGCACUCAGUACCAAAUGCUUUCGUACAUAUCUACGUAUAUUACAUAAGAGGUAUGUCGCAUGUGAAAGUCAGCGGAUUUAAAUCAGACGUACAUUCUGCAGUGUCUAAAAUCAAAAACUAUUUAAAUGAUGUAGUUAAUACUGAAAUACAAAUUCCUAUAUCAGGGGCUAUGGCAUUUUUUCUUAAAAAAAAAGUGUCUUCUGAUAUUAAUAGACUCGGCAGUACUCACCAUAUCAAGAUCAUCACCUUUUCUGCACCUCGUCGUGCUGAGAACACAAAUGAUAAUGAUAAUCAUUGUUUAAAACUGGUUGGUCCUGCGGCACGCAUUAAUUGGGCACAAAUGGCCGUAGAAAAUUUUCUUGGAAAUUUAUCAGAACAGGAACAAGAUUUUUCAUGUGAAACGUGGGAUAUUUCAAACAAUAUUUCCUUAAAUAUUAAAACACUUCUGAAAACAAUACGAGAAUCAAAUGAUUAUGAAGCAGUCGGAUUCGUAAAGUUCUAUAAUUUAGCCACCGAAAGAAGACAAACAACACCAAAAGUUACUAUUACAGUGGUUGGUCUAACUAAAGAUAUAGCAGAUGACGUAAUUCAACAAUGUAAAGAUUUCGUUGAAGGAUAUGUUGUAUGGAAACCAUCUUUGAAUGAAUAUCGAGCUUUAUAUAAUAUAUUGUUAGUGCAAAGACAACCGAAUAUUACUCAUUUUCAAGAAGAAUGGGAUACUAAGGUACAGCUUGAAAAUAAAACAAAUACUAUUAUUAUUCCUGCAAGAUCACAAAUAAUUGCAGAUGAAAUAAAAGAAGCUCUGCAAAAUUUAGCUGUAGGACAAAUAAAUCGAAUGGAUAAGAUUUCGGUAACUAUUCCAAUUCCAUUCCAUAUUCGUCGUUUUGUUUAUUCAGCUGUUCAACCUGUGCUUGACGAAGUAAAAACUCAAAGAGUUUAUAUUAACUUAAAAGAUUGGAAUGGACUAAAGCUUCAUGGCCGUUCUGAAAUCAUAACUUCGGUUCAAGUAAAGAUCAAUAGUAUCAUUGAUGAUAUUAAACAAAGAAUUAUUACAAAUCGUUUAACAUUACCGCUUAUCGAAUCAGAAUUAAUUCGAGUUAAUUCAUAUAAAGUUGUUAGACGUAUUGAAGAUGAAACCAAUACUGUAAUUAGAGAUGUUAAAGCAGAUACGAAAGUUUCAAAACUAAAUGGAAAUGAUGAUACCAACUUGACUAUAACAUGUGUUGUCAAUAGUCGUGGCCAAACAAUUCUUAUCAAGAAAGGUGAUAUUACAAAGGUGAAAGAUGUUGAUGCUAUUGUAAAUGCAGCGAAUGGAUCGUUAUACCAUGCAGGAGGUGUUGAUAAAGCAAUUUCUGAUGCUGCUGGUCCUGCGCUUGAUCAAGAAUAUAAACAAUUAAUUGCUAAAAAUGGAGGUGUAGCAAUAUCUACUGGUAAAGCGGUUAAAACUACUGCUGGAAAUCUUCCGUAUAAAAGUGUUAUUCAUGCAAUUGGUCCUCAAUAUGCUAAUGGUAAUCAACAAGAACGGCCAUUAUUAUUUUCCAGUAUCUUAUCCAGUUUGCGACUUGCUGAACAAGAAGGUUAUAAUAGUAUAGCAUUACCAGCCAUUAGUGGUGCGACUUACCGUUUUCCAUUACAAGAUUGUACAAAUAUUGUCAUUCGUGCAGUAAAACAAUUCUUUGCUGAUUUUCCAGAAUCACAUUUAAGAAAAGUAAUCUUAUUAGAUAUUGAUGAUACAGCCUGUAAUUCUUUUGCACGCGAAGUUGUAAAUGAUCAUACAAACACAGGUACAGAUAAUGAUAAUGAUAUUAUGAACUGUGAUUUACCGCCAUUAACAGCUAAAUGGUGUUGGCAAAGCGAUUUCGGUGAAAAGAUAUAUGAUGACACUCAUACCCAUCAAAUUGAAGACGCGUUUCAAGAAUAUUUGCGAACUUUCAUUCAAUCUAAUUUGAAAAUUGAUUGUGAUAAUUUAGAAACUGGUACCAUUGUUUGCUAUAGCAUUCAUUUUCGUCCUGAUUUGAAACAAAUAUUAACAAUCAAUCCAAAUCAAGGGGAGGAAAGCUCACUCGGAUAUUCCAAGCCAUUUCCAGUCAUUCCCAACAAUCCCCAACCAUCCGCAGCUAUUCGAAUGGGUUCGAAUGAGUUUUUCUCUCUUGAUCGAAAUGCACUAAAUAAUCGCCUUGUAUGUGGAUAUCAAAUGAGAGAAAGCACUGGUUUUAAACGGGAUAUUAUUCGCUACCCAUUACCAUUACAACCACGCAUUACAUCUGUUGCAUAUCAACCUAAACCAUUGGAUACAUAUCAAUUAAAGAUGGUGUCUAAAGAAGACGAUUGGGAUAUUAUAGGUAUUAACAACACAGCACUAAAACAAGCAGAAAUAGCAAUUAGAAAAGUCAUCGAGUCCGCUAUGAUUUCAGAACCAUUCUCCAUAAAUCUAAACGAAGAUAUUGAUGCUCAUAAGAAAGCAAUUACUAAUAUUGCAAUUCAACAGUUUAUUCAUGUUGAUUUUCAACAAGAUUCUGCCGAAAAUUUAGUGUUAAAAUUAAAAGGUUUUGAACAAAAUAUUUUAAAAGCAAAAUUACAAAUUUCUUUAUACGUACAAGAUGUUUUAAGAAUAGAGGCUGAUAAAGAUGAUGAAUUAAAUAUACCUAAAGAAUGGGGUGAACAAGAAGAACAAUGUAAAUUAGUGGAAUUAUCUAAAAAUGAUCCUGAUUUUAUUCGUAUCGAAAAGCGUAUGAAAGAAACUAUGAGCAAUAUGAAAGCUGAUAAAAUCGAAAGAGUACAAAAUUUAAAAAUAUGGAAUCAUUACGCAUUUCGUCGUCGAACUCUUCAACGAGAAUUAAGUAAUAAGCCUGAUUUACAAAUUGAAAUGGAAUUGUUUCACGGUACUCGAAUGACACCGCCUAGUGAAAUUUACAAUGGUGAAUUUGGUUUCGAUAUGACAUUUUGUACAAGUGGUUUGUGGGGUAUCGGUACAUAUUUUGCUGCGAAUGCUUCAUAUUCUUGUCAAAACUAUUCUUAUCAGUUACCAAAUGAUAAACGACAAGUAUUUCUUGCUCACGUAUUAACAGGAGAAGUUUUUGAUUACAAAGACAAAAAUGAUCCCACGUUGCGUCGGACACCGAAGAAAAAUGACAGCGUAUCAGGUGCACGUUACAACAGUAUAUCUGGUGAAACAAGAGCCAGUAAAGUUUAUAUCGUAUACGAAAAUCGUGUAGCUUAUCCUACAUAUUUGAUUACUUUUAGUUACUGA